GCUCAGAGAGCCGACAAGAGCAAGUGUCAGAGCAGAGAUAGAGACAAACACACAACCGAGAAACAAAACAGCAAAAAGUAACAAGUCAGUUCAAAACAACAUCCAAGACGCUCCUGCUUGAGUUAUUGCAACAACAAAAAAGAAAGUCAAAGUUGAUCGGUUGAUUCAUUUUGAUUCAUUUUAGGGAAUGAGCUUAAAGGACAUUUUAAUUUUUGGUUGAAAAAAGACAAGCGGAUUUUUUUUUCUUCUUUAACUUCCAAGAGGGAAAAAAAAACACACACGAGGAGACCUGGAGAUCGGAGGAAGGCUGGGAACAGCAUCAGCGCUCUGUGAGUGAUCUCGUCCACCUGCGAGGCUCUGCCAGCCUCCCCCUCCUCUGCACGCGACAAGCAGCCACCAGCCCCGCAGCUUCAGCACCAGCAGAGGAUGGCUGCAGCCAAGACCGAGAUGAUCCUCCCUACCCUGCAGAUCUCUGAGCCUCUCAGCUUCCCUCACUCCCCCUUGGAUAACUACCCCAAGCUGGAGGAGGUGAUGAUGCUCGGUACUGCGGGGACACCCUUCCUCACCGCCUCUGCACCCGAAGGUGCAGGCUUUGGCUCCGGCGAGCCAGGAGAGCAGUACGACCACCUUGCAGGAGAUACUUUAUCUGAAAUCCCCUUCAGCUGCGAGAAGCCAGUGGAGCAGAGCUACCCCUCCCAGAGGCUGCCCCCCAUCUCCUACACUGGCCGCUUCACCCUUGAACCCGCCAGCACGUGCAGCAACAGCCUCUGGGCGGAGCCCAUCUUGGGCCUGUUCACCAAUCUGAUGAGCAGCGUUGCUUCCACGUCCAACUCGUCUUCUGCCUCCGCACAGAUCGCCUCGUCCUCCGCUUCAGCCAUAUCGUCCUCCUCCACCUCUUCUUCAACUUCGUCGACAUCGCAGAACUCCAGCCUCAGCUCCUCAAUUCACCACAGUGAGCCCAACCCAAUCUACUCGGCCGCUCCGACCUACUCCAGCCCCAACUCUGACAUCUUCCCAGACCAGGGCCAGGCUUUCCCCAGCUCAUCUGGACCGGCGCAGUACCCUCCCCCUGCCUACCCCAACAACAAGACCUGCAGCUUCCCCGUACCCAUGAUUCCUGAUUACCUCUUCCCACAGCAGCAGGGGGAGAUCAGCCUGGUGCCCCCGGACCAAAAACCCUUCCAGAGUCAGUCAAGCCAGCCUUCUCUCACUCCUCUGUCCACCAUCAAAGCCUUCGCCACUCAGACUGGUUCUCAGGACAUAAAAAGUGUCUACCAGUCUCAGCUGAUAAAGCCCAGUCGCAUGCGAAAGUACCCCACCCGCCCAAGCAAGACACCACCACACGAAAGGCCCUACGCUUGCCCGGUGGAGACGUGCGAUCGUCGCUUCUCACGCUCCGACGAACUGACGCGUCACAUCCGCAUCCACACAGGUCAGAAACCCUUCCAGUGCCGCAUCUGCAUGAGAAACUUUAGCCGCAGCGACCACCUGACAACGCACAUACGCACUCACACCGGGGAGAAGCCCUUCGCCUGCGAGAUCUGUGGACGCAAGUUCGCCCGCAGCGACGAGAGGAAGAGGCACACAAAGAUCCACCUACGGCAGAAGGACAAGAAGGCAGAGAAGGCAGGAGCUGUGGCAGUGACAUCAGCACCGGCGUCAGCCGCCUCGCCGUCCUCCAGCUACCCCUCUCCCAUCACCUCCUACCCCUCUCCAGUGUCUUCAUACUCCUCUCCAGUCACCUCCUGCUACUCCUCUCCUGUCCACACUUCCUAUCCGUCUCCCUCCAUCGCCACCACCUACCCAUCGGUGUCCAUGUCCACCACAUUUCAGUCCCAAGUUGCCUCCUCCUUCCCGUCCUCGGUUGCAUCAAACAUCUACAGCUCUCCCAUCCCCACCCCGCUGUCAGACAUGCAGACCACCCUCUCCCCAAGAACAAUCGAGAUCUGUUAGAAAAGAAGCAGAAAAAACUUUUAUACUCUGCUUCUGCAAGAGAUUUUUUUUUAAAGAGGGUAAAGAAAUCAGCAUCAAAAGGACUUCGUUUUCUUCCUCCAAAAAGCACUUUCCUGCUCCCCGUGCAGGUGAAUCCUAAGAUUUGCCUGAAAGAUAAAAUCGAGACACGUGUCAAGGACCAGGCAAGGACAAUACAACUUGAGAAGGGAUUUUUUUUCCUUUCUUUGUUUGUAAAACAAAUAGAGCACUUCAAAUGUAUAAGGGACUUCAGAAACAGGGAGUAGAAAGCAGCUCUGACGGGUUUGUGCUAUUAGACCCCCUCAACAAAAAGACAAACGCAACAAACAAGCGAGAGACACAGACUGCCAGCGUUGUAGUGCUGAAGCACGUCCGUCCUUGAGGCAUUCACUUAAAAGACAUUGAAUAAAAUACAUAAGCUAUGUAUAUUGUACAUGUGCCAUGUUUUGUUCUAUCAUUCUUUGGUACCACUGAUGUGAACAACUCUUUGCAUAUUGCAUUGUAUUAUUUGAAGUGACCGAGGCCAUAUUUUCUACAUACUUCUUCUAUUCUGUAGUGAUGAUGCUGUGACACGUUUUGACAUUGUUUGCAAAAGAAAAGAAAAAAAACAACAACAAAAAAACAAAAAAGAAAAGCACUUAAGUAUUCGAGCAUGAGUAAGAGUGACGUUACUUUCUGUUUGUAAAUAUCAUUCCACUGGUACUAUCUCCUUCUCACAUGUGACAUAUCGCUUGGUUCUAUAAAAAAAACAGAAAUAGUAAAAAAAAAAUUUUUUUUUUUUUUUUUUGUUGGAAAA
Nematolebias whitei (Rio pearlfish) is the source of this 2767-nucleotide messenger RNA. RefSeq names its product early growth response 1 (gene egr1). NCBI's taxonomy places the organism in Eukaryota, Metazoa, Chordata, Actinopteri, Cyprinodontiformes, Rivulidae. Bases 427 to 1953 code for a protein of 508 amino acids. Gene Ontology annotation, molecular function: DNA-binding transcription factor activity, RNA polymerase II-specific; RNA polymerase II cis-regulatory region sequence-specific DNA binding. Gene Ontology annotation, biological process: regulation of transcription by RNA polymerase II. The transcript is spliced from 2 exons. The record is from RefSeq and is a predicted model, not a curated record.